ACUAAGCUGGCGCCGCGUGAACAAUUUUCUGGUGCUACGAAGUCCGUGUCCGAGUUAACUUUUAUGAGCUGUGGACGCCAAUUUGUGUACGUGAAAAACGGUGGUGUCGUGGCAGAAGUUGUGCAUCGCGUCCUUUGCUAGCGCUACCGACUGUUGGGCAACGAGGCUGAACACCGGAAGAGAUAUUGAAUUCAAUUUCACAUUUUCUUAACGCUGGGAUUCACACCAAGUGAAGGCAAAAUGGUGAACGAAUACACCGGACCUCCUCCUCAACAAGAGAUGGAAACAUUUCUACCACGCGAUGCGAAAAAUGGAACCGUUGUGUACAAAUUCACCACCGCAAAAACUGAUGUCGAAGCUAAUGGAAUUGCUCCAUUUGAUCCGUUCAAAGAACGAAAGCUGGAUCAUCCCACUACCGAUGGCGAAACGUUGACCCAUUUGCUGAAAGCCUCGCUUGGCACUGGUAUCCUGGCGAUGCCAGUCGCGUUCAGUUACGCAGGAUUGGCUGGUGGAAUCAUCGCGACCGUACUUACUGCCUUCAUCUGCACGCACUGCGCGUAUGUGCUGGUCAAGUGUGGUCAUACCUUAUACCGACGAACGCAUCGAACAGCGAUGAGCUUCUCCGAAAUUGCAGAAGUAGCAUUCGAGAAUGGGCCCGCCUGGGGUCGCCGAUGGGGCAUGCCUACCUCGUACUGUAUCCGCUACGGUCUAUUUGUGACGUACUUUGGAACAUGCGCCGUAUAUACCGUCAUCAUUGCCACCAACUUCCAACAGGUGAUCGAACACUACUACGGCAGCCCCCUGAAUCUGCGCGUAAUGAUAGCGCUACUACUCGUCCCACUUAUCCUACUGUCGUGGGUGCCCAACCUGAAGUACCUCGCUCCGGUUUCGAUGGUGGCCAACAUUUUCAUGGGUGUGGGCUUGGGCAUCACCUUCUACUAUCUCGUCACCGAUAUGCCAGCCAUCAGCGAACGUCCACUGUUUCUGCCAGUCGUACAAUGGCCUGCCUUCUUCGCUAUUGUCAUUUUUGCAAUGGAAGCCAUCGGAGUGGUGAUGCCGCUAGAGAAUCAAAUGAAAACCCCGCAGAACUUUAUCGGCAUUUGUGGUGUGCUCAAUCAAGGCAUGGCCGGUGUUACGCUCAUCUACAUUUUACUCGGAUUCCUUGGUUAUGUUAAAUAUGGUAAUGCUGCUCUCGGUAGUAUCACGCUGAAUCUGCCCAUUGAAGAAAUACCUGCGCAAGCCGUGAAAAUCCUGAUCGCUUUGGCCGUAUACUGCACCUUCGGAUUGCAGUUCUACGUGUGCCUCGAUAUUGGAUGGGUCGCCAUCAAGGAUCGUUUCACCAAACGCCCGCGUCUAGUGGAAUACAUCAUGCGUACACUGCUCGUAACAGCUGCCGUCCUUCUUGCUGUCGCCGUUCCCACUAUUGGUCCAUUCAUUGGAUUAAUUGGAGCGUUUUGUUUUUCGAUUCUGGGGCUUUUGAUACCAAUCGUUAUCGAGAUGAUCACGUAUUGGGAUGAAGGAUUUGGCCCCGGCAACUGGAUCGUGUGGAAGAACGUUGUUGUCGCUAUUUUCGGCGUCAUUGCAUUAAUUUUUGGCUCCAAGAGCUCCAUUCAAGACAUUCUAGCCUUAUACGCGUAGAACCUUCCUGCUGCAUGAUGAGUUGCCUCUUGGGCAUUGUUUCUUUACUACCAAUCCAACAUAACACUAUGUCCGCACGGCUUAAAAUCAGUUCUGCUUUUGGAUGCAUUCUGUGAGGUCAUGUCGUGAUGCCUGCGUUCGGCAUAUGCUGUGUUCUUCGACGUCAUAUCAGUAGAAAGGAUUACAACAGCUUAGCGUAGCUGAAACUUCCAAAAAUGCAUAAAAUGCGUCGCCAUCGGGGAGAAACCGAAGAUUCAGGUUAUGCUUGCCGGUGUCCUUUUGAAGUGAUGAAUAUUGUGCCUCACUGUGUAUCUUGUAGCGGAUUGUGAAACGAAUCCUCCACACAAGUGCCUCAUAACGACCAAAAGGUAACGAAUGAACAAUCGUUAACAUAGUUUGUUGGCCAAUUUAGUUACUCCAUGAAGCAUGCCGUCGCAUACUGUUUUGAUUUUCUUAAGCCUCAUUGAAAAGUAAAAUCAUGCGCGCACCGCAAGGCUAGUUAACAAAAAAAAGGACAUGUCCUGCAGUUAGCCUUUUUUCUGGGUUUCUUACACCAAUUAUGAUCGUCGGUUAUCUAAACUACGCAUGUAACAGUUUUGCAUAUUCAUCUUAUUCUGUCGAAACCAUCGACUGGCAUAACAAUCAAUCUAACCCAUAAUGAUGGGGUUGAAGCGUUCUUUUUUGCAUUAUGAAAAGCGGGCGAAACCGGAUUUUGUGAAUGAUCAUUUAGGGAACCCUGUAGGUCCGCACGUGGUUGAUGUACAAAAGACGCAAGUGGCGCGAUAUGCUAGCAUACAUUUUUUCUUUGGAUACUUCCUCCCAAGCAUAACGCAUCGGUACUUUUGCUUUUUUUAACUUCCAUAUUAAUUUCAUUCGUUUGCACCCAUCUUGGAAAUCUAUUGCAUUAGAAUAGGAUAAACUUAGACCCCAUUCAUAUUGAUGCCGUUCUUUAAUUGUACUUUUGUACCAGCAGGGCAAAUACCAACGAAAAAAAAACGCUAUGAAAUAAAACAAGGUUGAGUAAUUAUUAUUCACGUAA
Molecule: messenger RNA, 2677 nt
Organism: Anopheles aquasalis
Lineage: Eukaryota; Metazoa; Arthropoda; Insecta; Diptera; Culicidae
Gene: path
Product: solute carrier family 36 member pathetic
Biological process (GO): amino acid transmembrane transport
Cellular component (GO): vacuolar membrane
Molecular function (GO): L-amino acid transmembrane transporter activity
Source: RefSeq, a predicted model, not a curated record